This is a messenger RNA of Podarcis lilfordi (Lilford's wall lizard), 1353 nucleotides long. Lineage: Eukaryota; Metazoa; Chordata; Lepidosauria; Squamata; Lacertidae. The record is from the annotation of a GenBank genome assembly.
AUGACCCUGUCCGGCAGCCUGAGCUCCAGCGACAUGUCCGGCCAGGCGGUGCUGACGGCCGAAGAUGUGGACAUCGACGUGGUGGGCGAGGGAGACGACGGCCUGGAGGAGAGAGGCUGCGGCGGCGGCGGCGGCGGAGGGGCCAGCGACGGCGAGGCCGGCUGCAGCCCCAGCGCACUGGCCGCGUCGUCGGGCUUGCCAGUCCAGCUGGCCCUCGACGAGGCGGCCGCUGCAGAGCUGCUGCUGGCCAAAGAGGCAGCGGAGACGACGACCAGCGGCAGCAGCAACGGCGGCAGCCCCGUCGAGGAGAAGCUGGCCGGCGAGGAGGGAGCGCCAUCGGGGGGAGCGCCGUCGGGGGCCGCGGCGGCCGCUGCUGCUGCCUCCAGCGGCGGCAAGCCCAAGAGCAGCUUAGUGAAGCCUCCGUACUCGUACAUCGCCCUCAUCACCAUGGCCAUCCUGCAGAGCCCGCAGAAGAAGCUGACGCUGAGCGGCAUCUGCGAGUUCAUCAGCAACCGCUUCCCCUACUACCGGGAGAAGUUCCCCGCCUGGCAGAACUCCAUCCGACACAACCUGUCGCUCAACGACUGCUUCGUCAAGAUCCCCCGCGAGCCGGGCAACCCGGGCAAGGGCAACUACUGGACGCUGGACCCGCAGUCCGAGGACAUGUUCGACAACGGCUCCUUCCUGCGCCGGAGGAAGCGCUUCAAGCGCCACCAGCAGGAGCAGCUGCGCGAACAGACGGCGCUCAUGAUGCACAGCUUUGGCGCGUACAGCCUGGCCGCCGCCGCCGCCUCGGCCGCCGCCGCCGGGCCCUACGGCAGAGCCUACGGCCUGCCCCACGGCGCCUACCCGCACCCGGCCGCCGCCCUGCAGUACCCCUACAUCCCCCCCGUCGGGCCCAUGCUGCCUCCCGCUGUGCCGCUGCUGCCGUCCAGCGAGCUCAGCCGGAAAGCCUUCAACUCCCAGCUCAGCCCCAGCCUGCAGAUCCAGCUCAGCGGACUCAGCGCCGCCGGAUCCGCAGCCGCAGCCGCUGCAGCCGCCGCCGCCGCCGCAGCCGCCGCCUCGUCGGGGGUGAAAGCCGAGCCCAGCAGUCGGCCGUCGUUCAGCAUCGAGAACAUCAUCGGCUGCGUCGGCGGGCCGGCCGCUACGUCGUCGGCCGCCAGCGCGCAGACUUUCCUGCGGCCGCCGGUCACCGUCCAGUCGGGCCUCCUGGCGCACCAGCCGCUCUCGCUGGCGCGGAGCACGGCGGCCAUCGCGCCGAUCCUCAGCGUGCCCACGAACAUUAUCUCGGGACAGUUCUUGCAGCCCGCCGCCUCUGCCGCGCCCGUGCAGGCCAAGUGGCCGGCGCAGUAG